UGCUGCAAGGUCGCACUCGAGAAAAAAAAACUAAAACAGAAAUACCCGCCACAAACUAAAAAUUGUUGUCUAUUGUUCGCCAGUUUUCUUUGUUGCAAGUUCAAAACCUGACUUUCUCCGGUGCUUAGGAUAAUUAGUGCAAGUUUUUCGCGAUACUUCGUCCCGAUAUUGAAAACCAGUUUCGUUGUCUUUGUGACUCAUCAGAAUUCCACAGGCUCAAGGAAAAUUGAUGGAAAACACAAUGGCCGACACAAACACAAACAAUAGCAGCAGCAACGAGUCCACCGAUCAGGUAGGAAUUCGCGUGGAAAACAACCCGGACGAUCACACAGACGCCUUCGGGUCGGUGGGCGGCAGCAGUGGCCCCACUGCAGCGUCCAGCUCCUCGCACCACAACAAUGCAUACGGCAGCGGAGCCAUUGGACAGCUGGCCAAUGGCUAUAAAUCGCCCUCAGCGAGCUAUGGCAAAAAUGUUGCCAAAAUGGUCACGGAUCGGCAUGCCGCAGAGUACAAUAUGCGACACAAGAAUCGCGGCAUGGCCCUGAUCUUCAACCAUGAGCACUUCGAGGUGCCCACUUUGAAGUCGCGCGCUGGCACCAAUGUGGACUGUGAGAAUCUGACCCGAGUGCUGAAGCAGCUCGACUUCGAGGUGACCGUCUACAAGGACUGUCGCUACAAGGACAUUGUGCGCACAAUUGAAUUGGCCGCCUCGCAGAAUCACAGCGACAGCGAUUGCAUUUUGGUGGCGAUUCUGUCCCACGGAGAGAUGGGCUACAUCUAUGCCAAGGACACCCAAUACAAGCUGGAGAACAUCUGGAGCUUCUUCACGGCCAAUCACUGCCCCUCGCUGGCCGGCAAGCCGAAGCUGUUCUUCAUCCAGGCCUGCCAGGGCGACCGCUUGGACACGGGCGUGACGAUGCAGCGCGGACACACCGAAACGGAUGGCGACUCCUCGAUGAGCUACAAGAUACCCGUCCAUGCCGACUUCCUCAUUGCCUACUCCACCGUUCCGGGCUUCUACUCGUGGCGCAACACCACGCGGGGCAGCUGGUUCAUGCAGAGCCUGUGCGCCGAGCUGGCUGCCAAUGGCAAGCGCCUGGACAUCCUAACGCUGCUGACCUUCGUCUCGCAGCGUGUGGCCGUCGACUUUGAGUCAUGCACCCCCGAUACACCCGAAAUGCACCAGCAAAAGCAAAUACCCUGCGUUACCACCAUGCUAACGCGCAUUUUGCGAUUCAGCGAUAAGCAAAUGGUGCCUGCCGGACGGGUUUGAUGGCUACUAGUGUGGUUCAUGGGUUGGCUAAGGCUAAGGCAAAGACGGGGUGUGUGAUACGCGGAGGGGUAGGCUACAGUAACUCUGAAACUGUACUACAAACAACAAUUUUCUACUUCAAUUUGUUUAUCCUAUAACUAGGGCCAUAUGUGUACCUAUCUUUUAAAUUGCAUUUAUUACCAUCGGCUUAACAACUCUCUUGCCCUUCAUAGAUCAAAUAGGAGCGAAAAGC
Molecule: messenger RNA, 1505 nt
Organism: Drosophila subobscura
Lineage: Eukaryota; Metazoa; Arthropoda; Insecta; Diptera; Drosophilidae
Gene: Drice
Product: caspase
Exons: 1
Coding region: 230-1273 (347 amino acids)
Biological process (GO): proteolysis; apoptotic process
Cellular component (GO): cytoplasm
Source: RefSeq, a predicted model, not a curated record